AUGAAUAUCAAUACAAAAUAUUAUGCAGCAUACAUAGGUGAUUUGGCUAUGUAUACUAGCUAUAAUAUUGAUUUUUACAAUUUAGAUGAUUCAGAAAUUAAAUGUAUUAAACAUGGUAUAUUAGUAAAUACAGAAUUUGCUUGUUUUAUCCGUAAAGAAUAUCUGGGUAGAGAUAAAUAUAAUUUUAUUAAACAUUGGGUUUCAAGAAUUAUUUGUUUUGAUCAAAUAAAGGAGCCAGAAAUGAGAGUUUUUAAACCAUUUUAUUUGUGGAUAACUCCAGUUCCUAAAUCUAACACUUUUAAAAGUUUAUUAAAUAACUAUAGUCAUUUAAAGUAUAAUGUAGGCAAAGCUUUAAUUAUGUAUGCAGAUGAUUACAAUAAAUUUAACAAAAUAUACUUUGAAUAUGAUUUUGAGCCAGAAUUGGAAUUAUUUAAAAGUGCAGCAUUAACAUGUAAUGAAGAAGUUUAUAAUGACCAAUUAGAAAAAGCAAAGAAGUUAGGGUAUUUUUAUAUUUAUUUGGAUAUGGAAAAUGAAAUUGUCUUAGAAAAACCUAAUAAAAUUGAUUAUAAAAAUAUUAAUGUUGAAUUAAGUUUUGAUAUAUCUAUUUAUGAUUUUUUAAAAGUAGAUUUUAUAACUAAUAACGUAAAUUUACCAGAAUUUGAUUCUAAAAGAUUAGAAAUAUUUAAAGAAGAUUAUGAAGAAUAUGAAAAUUUUGAUUGUUGA
Messenger RNA from Debaryomyces hansenii CBS767, 723 nucleotides. RefSeq names its product DEHA2C06578p. The coding region runs from base 1 to 723 and encodes 240 amino acids. The transcript has a single exon. Lineage: Eukaryota; Fungi; Ascomycota; Pichiomycetes; Serinales; Debaryomycetaceae. The record is from RefSeq and is a predicted model, not a curated record.